This is a messenger RNA of Manis javanica (Malayan pangolin), 1627 nucleotides long. The record is from RefSeq and is a predicted model, not a curated record. NCBI's taxonomy places the organism in Eukaryota, Metazoa, Chordata, Mammalia, Pholidota, Manidae.
GCCACGUCCCGUGAGAGGACGCCGGCGCGCGGUGACGUCACGGCGGAGUUGCCAUGGCCGCGCUGAGCGGCCUCGUAUCGGCGCUGGAGUCGUACAGGGGCCGGGACCGCCUGAUCCGCACACUCAGCUACUGCUGCCAGCUGGUCGGCGGGGCCCUGGUGGUCCGGUGUCCGGCCAGGUCAGAUGUGGGGACACGCCUGCUGGAACUGUCCUCCCAGCUGAGCCGCUGCAGGACCGUCCUGCGACUCUUUGACGAUGCAGCCAUGUUUAUCUACACUAAGCAGUAUGGCCUGGGGGCAGAGGAGGAGGACAUCUUUGUGCGCUGUGUGUCUGUCCUGGGCAACCUAGCUGACCAGCUCUACUACCCCUGUGAGCACAUGGCCUGGGCUGCUGAUGCCAAGAUCCUCUCCGUGGACUCUGCUCGGUGGUGGACACUGAGCACGGCCUUCUGGGGCCUCUCCCUGCUCCUGGGGAUUGCCAGGACCCUCCGGAUCAUCUCCCAUCUCAAGACACUUACCUCAAUCCUAUCUGCAAAGUCCUUUUUGCUGUGUAAGGGGGAUACUCACAGGUCCUGGGGAUUAGGACGUGGACACCUUUGGAGGCCAUGGCAGCACCCACCAGGCCCAGGAAGAAGACAGCACACUGGGGCCUGGACAGAAGUGACCGAUGUGGUGGCCUUUCCCAGGGUCCCUGAGCGCUGCUGGCGUUUCAUCAGCAAACAUCCCCUGAUAAAAUAGCCAGGAGUCUCCUGCCUGGCUCCAAGCUUCCGAAAACCGUAUGGUUCCUAGAGCUUUAAAGUGAUGGUUUCCUCCCAAACAUUUUCCUCUCUGCACAUUGGCUGCUUAGGUUUGCUCAGAGUCUCCUGCCCCGGAAAGCCUCGGGGGAGCCGGCCUCCCACGGCAGCCGAGGUCUCCCAGAUCCCGGCGGGGAGGUGGGCGGGCAGCGUCACGUCCGCCGUCCCUUGUCCCUGCAUAGGACACUGACCCUCAGUCGCCCUUGUUUGCCUCCCAUUCAAUGUUCUAAAUCCACAUAUUGGAGAUGGUCUGGAAAAUGAGCAAACCCCAAAGGGGAAGCUUCUGGCAGCCCCCAGUCCGCCCCAGCGAUCCCCCCUCUGUGCUUGGCGAUCCCUCCCAGGCUUCGAUCUCACACGCUGCCGACGUGCCUUCACCGGGCUCUCUGGUCCUGCUUCACAGACGCGGCUCUUUGUUGAGUUCAGCGUCCCUCAUGGUCACGGACUCUGUGGCUCUGGACAUUCUGUCUGGCCUGGCACUGGCCUUCCCUGUGCGCCCGGGGACCCUGGUGGCCAGUGGGCUGAGGCUGCCCCUCCCAGGGGGCCGUGGCUCUUGGCUUCUCAGUGCCUCACGUUCCUGUUUUAGGGGCAGCCUUGGUUCUGCUGAUGUUUAAAAAUAGGCUUUAUUUUUUAAGACAGUUCUAAGUUCACAGCAACACUGAUAUAUUCCAUCCCUCGGUGCCACCCCGUGCCCCACUGCCACCCCGUUCCACCUCCCAGACCAUCAGCAUUCCCACCACAUGGAUCACCCCAAGGCCAUUGUUGCAUUAGGGGUCGCUCCGGUUUGUAUUUUCAAUGGGUUUGGAUAAAUGUUUGACAUGUGUCCACAUCACAGUA